UCUCUAUAACACAAAGUCUCUUCCCUUUCCCGCGCUCCUAUCCAAAACCCAUAAUCACCUCGCUAUCAUCAUGUCUCCCACCUCAGAGCCCUGGAAACCCUCCAGCUACAGCCCAUCCAAAACCGCCCUCCUCCUCCUAGACUACGAAAAUGCGCACGUGAACAUGAUCCAAGAUCAAGAGAGAAGAGAAAAAGUAAUCCAUUCAACGAAACAGCUCCUGACAGCAGCGCGAGAAAACAACGUCGCUAUCGUGCACUGUCUAAUGGAUACGACUAUCGACCCUCCUAAGACCAGCAAGGGCACGGAGAAAUGGCAGUCGAUGAUUAAGCCCAUGCUGACUGCUAACCCCGACAUGGUUGCUGAGUACAGUGAUUUCGCUAUCACCACUGAAACUUCUAGUAAUGGCCGCGAAAGUACUUCUCACAGGAACCCGGGUUACCUGUCCGCGCUGGUAGACGAGGGGCUUUUACUGCUGUUACGCGAGAAGCUGGGUGUGGCGCAUCUGAUCAUGAGCGGCAUAACGACGAGUGGCCCGGUCUUAGGCACGGCUACGCAUGCCACGGACCUGGACUUCGUCGUUACUGUGGUGGGUGACGCGUGCUGGGAUCCUGACGAGCAGGUGCAUCGCGCGUUGCUUGAUACGGUGAUGCCGGUUUUGGCCUGGGUUUCGACUGUUGAGGAGGCAGUUGGGCAUAUGUCUGGUUAACUUACUGGUUCUAUCUUUGUUGUGGACGGUAGGGGCCAAAAGCAAUGAUUUCAUACUUCGGGGCUGCGUUAGCAUUGCC
Molecule: messenger RNA, 785 nt
Organism: Annulohypoxylon maeteangense
Lineage: Eukaryota; Fungi; Ascomycota; Sordariomycetes; Xylariales; Hypoxylaceae
Product: putative hydrolase protein
Exons: 1
Coding region: 71-706 (211 amino acids)
Source: RefSeq, a predicted model, not a curated record